AAUUCAUAGAGAUAGUGUCUUCUGAUAAUGAUGUCAUGGCAAAAGCUGUCCCAGGCCACCUCUCGUGAAUGUUGGUUCCAUAUCUGUGCGUUUCCUACACUGUCUUCUCUUGUUGUAACACAAGAGUGUGCUGUUUUAACAGUUGUAGUAGUAGCUUGUGACAGCUGCUUGCUGGGUUGGCUUGCAACGAGCUAGUAAGGUAGCUAGCAAGCCUACCAUUCAAGAAAGAUGGCUGCUGAAAACGAUGUUCAUUCUGAGAUUGAAGUUUUGCAGUCAAUCUAUCUUGAUGAGCUGAAAGUUACCCAGCGAAAGAAGGGAGGGUGGGAGGUGAGUUUGGUCCUCUACCCUUCAACUGCAGAGGAUGUUCUCUCUCAGUUUGUUCGCCUCACACUUACCCUCACUCUCGCUCCUCAGUACCCUUACAUUCCUCCAGUCAUAAGCAUACACAACCCUCGAGGACUGUCAGAUGACAAACUGCUCAGUGUUCAGAGAUGUCUGCAGAUGGAGGCAGAAUCCUGCCCAGGAGCACCAGUGCUGUACCAGGUCAUCGAGAAGGCCAAAGAGAUCCUGACUGAGAGUAAUAUUCCCCAUGGGAACUGUGUCAUCUGUCUUUAUGGAUUUAAGGAUGGAGAGGCGUUUACUAAGACCUCCUGCUAUCACUACUUCCACUCGCACUGCCUGGGCCGCUACGUCAGCCACUCGGAGAUGGAGCUGAGAGAGAGGGAGAGGGAGAUCGAGGAGGACAAGAGUCGGGGGAGGAUGGAUGGGGAGGAGCUGGCAGUGGUUUGUCCUGUGUGCCGGGAGCCACUUGCCUGUGACGUAGAUGCCCUUUUGUCUUCUCCUGCACCCGCGUCCCCUGAGACGGCUGGAGCAGUUGGAGCAGACUUUCGGCAAAAAUGGGUAGAACUGAAGAGGAUUUGGGAACGUCAGCGUCAGAGGGGCGGGAUCAUUGACCCUGAGGUGGAGUCCAACAGGUUCCUGAUACAUAUUAAUGAGGGCCCCUCUGAGACCUGCGAUCCCACCAGUGGCACCUCUGAUCUUCCUCCCACCCCACUAGAGACCCCAGCACCCAUCUCUCAGCCCAGCAUCCCCCAGCCCAGCAUCCCCCAGUACCCAGGCCACGGGAGCCGGAGAGGCCACUACGGCAGGAGAGGACGGGGUCACAACAAAGGAGGCAGGAGGGGAAGAGGUGGCCAGGUGCAUGCUGGGAUACCGGAGGCCAUGCCGGAUUUCACUAAGCUCUCCCUUGCUUCUGAGAAGCAUAACCAUGUGAGGGGUGACACGAUGGUUUUGAAUGGAACGUAUGUGGAUACAGGUAGCUGUGGUGACCCAGAGGAACAGGAAGUGAAAACCACCAAUGAGGGCAAGCUUGUAGCCAUUAAAGGUCCGGAAUCUACAGAGGCAGGCAAUUCAAAAGUAUGUCUCACCAGUGACCCAGUACUACAACCCACGGAGUCCACUACAGAGGACGUCAAGGCCCACAGGCAGACGGCGCCGACAGAAAGGCCACGCGGGCGCGGCUACUGGCAGCAUGGCAGGAGGCAACGCCCACAUCACCAGGGGCAACCGCUCGGCCCGCAUCACCAGGGGCAACCGCUCGGCCAGUGGCAGGACAGGAACUUCCGAGAAGGAGAACCGAGAGACCCUACGAGAGGCCCGCACCAUCACAGGGGCUACAGGGGCAGAGGCAGGGGCAGUGGCAGCCACCAGAGCCACGGUAGUGGUGGUGGUGCUGGUGGUGGGCCUCACCGCGGUGCCCCACGUGACUCGCACCAGAGGAGAAUGGAGACCGGACCGGAGACGACUGUGCUCUGACAAAGGUCAAGGGGAGGAACACACACACAGAAAGAUGUUCCUCCCUGCUUACCUUUUAUCAGACUUGCAUCCAAUAAAC
Molecule: messenger RNA, 1894 nt
Organism: Alosa sapidissima (American shad)
Lineage: Eukaryota; Metazoa; Chordata; Actinopteri; Clupeiformes; Clupeidae
Gene: rnf25
Product: ring finger protein 25
Exons: 10
Coding region: 229-1815 (528 amino acids)
Biological process (GO): protein ubiquitination
Cellular component (GO): nucleus
Molecular function (GO): protein binding; ubiquitin protein ligase activity
Source: RefSeq, a predicted model, not a curated record